This is a messenger RNA of Prorocentrum cordatum, 987 nucleotides long. The record is from the annotation of a GenBank genome assembly. Lineage: Eukaryota; Dinophyceae; Prorocentrales; Prorocentraceae.
AUGGCCAUCGCCGUCUUGCUGUGGAGGCUCAUGGGCUUCCCGCUGUCGUGGCGCAAAGGAUCCAGAGGCACGCAAAUAUCGUGGAUUGGCGGACAUGUUGCCCUCAAGGCAGGCCACGCUGGCGUCUCCGUUCGAAUCGCGCAGGAGACAUUCGAGGAUGCCCGGCAGAUGGUGGAGACCAUUCUCGGCGCAAACGUGGUGGCGAAGCGGGCCCUCAACUCGGCCAUGGGAAAAUUGGCGCACAUCGCGAACCUGAUCCUUGUUUGGAGGCCUUUUAUGGCGUCCCUGUAUACAGCGCUGCACGCAGAUUCGCCUCCAGGGUGCCCGCCUGGAUGCGUAUGGGUAAAGCAGAUAUCGAAAUCGCUCAGGUGGUUUCGUACUUUCUUUUUCUUGUCAGGAGGCUUCGUGGAACGCGACUUCGACGUACGUUGUUUCCUUCGGGUGGGCGUCGACCUGGAGAUCAUUAUCGAUGCUUCUCCGUGGGGUCUCGGCGGCAUAUUAAUGGUCAGUGGCACCUGCAAGGAGCAUUUCUCUUCGGCGCUCACUGUGCUGGACGAAGCGCUGUUCUCGCAGGUCCGCGGCUCCGCGGACGGGCAGCAUAUAUGGGAAUGCCUCGCGGCGCUAGAGGCACUGCCUCUGUGGAGGCACGUCUGGGGUCAGCGUUCGCUGAUUCUGCGGAUCAGAGGCGGGUCCAUGACCAUGUUGUCGCUGAUCGUCAACCUUCGGCCCGGCGCCGAACAGCUGGGCCUGAUAGGCAUGGAGAUCGCGAUGGAGUGCGCCCAAGCGGUCUUCGUGCCCGUCCUCGCCAAGCACAUCCCGGGGGUAGCCGACGUCGCGGCGGACGUGCUUUCCCGCUGCCCCCAACCCGGAUACCAGCACGUGGAGCACAUCAUGCUGAAGAACUCGUUCGGUCAAGAAGUACCUGCACGCGACAAGAGCUACUACAUCACGCUCACGGAGCCCGACGUGCCCGAGAAGAGGGGGUGA